Molecule: messenger RNA, 288 nt
Organism: Plasmodium gaboni
Lineage: Eukaryota; Apicomplexa; Aconoidasida; Haemosporida; Plasmodiidae
Product: putative inner membrane complex sub-compartment protein 1
Exons: 2
Source: RefSeq, a predicted model, not a curated record
GAUGGUACAAAAUUGCCAUGUAACUUGCAAGCGAACUUUCAGGAAAAAACAUUAUGCAUAUCAUGUCAUCAAAAGGUGAGGAUGAUAAAUUUUAGCGAUAUCAGAUCUUUACUAUAUGGAGAAGAACAACUAAAACGUGUAGAAACGCAAGCAAAUUUAAUAAACGACAAUUGUUGUUUAGCUUUACACUUAGAUGAUAGUGGGAAUUGUAUUCCUAUUAAAUUUGGAUCUGUGAAGGAAAAAAAUCUGUUCAUUUUUAUUAUGAAAGAUUAUAAAAAAAAUUCGUAG